Messenger RNA from Penicillium waksmanii, 1257 nucleotides. RefSeq names its product indoleamine 2,3-dioxygenase. The transcript has 3 exons. Bases 1 to 1257 code for a protein of 418 amino acids. Gene Ontology annotation, molecular function: heme binding; indoleamine 2,3-dioxygenase activity; metal ion binding. Gene Ontology annotation, cellular component: cytoplasm. The record is from RefSeq and is a predicted model, not a curated record. Lineage: Eukaryota; Fungi; Ascomycota; Eurotiomycetes; Eurotiales; Aspergillaceae. Gene Ontology annotation, biological process: 'de novo' NAD+ biosynthetic process from L-tryptophan.
AUGAUUCAAUCAGCAGAAAUUAACUUGGAAGAUUUUUCCAUCUCUCCAGAUCAUGGCUUUCUUCCAGGAGGACUUCCACUCCAGAAAUUAUCCUCCUCAUACUAUGCGCCGUGGGAGAAUCUCGCUGUCCGGCUGCCAACUCUCAUUCAGACUGGCCAGAUCAGGCCAUUAGUCGAUAAUCUUCCAGUUCUGACAACAUCACGGUUGCACUCCGAACCAGAAUGGCGCCGUGCAUAUAGCAUCCUCGGGUUUCUAACUCACGCAUAUAUCUGGGGCGGCGAACAACCCCAAGACAUCCUUCCUCCCUGCAUCUCAAGACCCUUACUCGAAAUCUCCUCUCAUCUGGGUCUACCCCCGUGUGCAACAUAUGCAGCCCUCACCUUGUGGAACUAUACCACCGUUCCAGAAGCAGACAUCACAGAACCCGACAAUCUCUCUCUCUUGACGUCCUUUACCGGGACCAAAGACGAAGAAUGGUUCAUCGUCAUAUCAGUUGCCAUAGAGGCAAAGGGUGCCAGAAUCAUCUCUUUGAUGCUAGAUGCAAUCGCCGCAGCCGCCGCCAACGAUGUCCCGCGCCUCACCGCACUACUUUACAGAUUCACUGAUAUCCUCGAAGAUCUCAACUCGACUCUCCGGCGAAUGUACGAGAAGAACAAACCGGAUGUUUUCUUCCACCAGCUCCGUCCCUUCCUCGCUGGGAGCAAGAACAUGAGCGCUGCAGGUCUUCCCAACGGCGUAUAUUACGAUGUCGGCGAGGGAAGAGGAGAGUGGCACCAGCAUAGCGGCGGGAGCAAUGCUCAAAGCUCACUGAUUCAAACCUUUGAUAUCUUCCUCGGUGUCAAUCACUCGGCCACAGGGGAUAUCAAGCCUGCCGGAACGGGAUAUAUUCAGGAAAUGCGAAAAUACAUGCCCGCCCCUCACAGAAACUUCCUGAAAACCCUAUCUGCAAUCUCAAAUAUCCGCGAGUACAUACUCUCCUCGCCGAGCGAGCAAGCUCUAAAAGAAUCCUACAAUGCUGCGGUCCUAUCUCUAAGUUCCUUCCGAGAUACGCACAUCCAAAUCGUUUCGCGGUAUAUAAUAAAACCAGCGCGAAGUGGUGUGCCCUUGAAAAACGAGAAGGUGAAUCUAGCCACGGCUAGUACACAGAUGAAAGGGUUGGAUGAUAAAAAUGCCACAGGUCUUUAUGGCACAGGUGGGACUAGUUUGAUCCCAUUCUUGAAGCAGACGAGGGAUGAUACAAAGGCUGCUACUUGCUAA